Gymnodraco acuticeps is the source of this 2055-nucleotide messenger RNA. Its product is annotated as regulation of nuclear pre-mRNA domain-containing protein 1A-like. The coding region runs from base 242 to 1102 and encodes 286 amino acids. Gene Ontology annotation, cellular component: RNA polymerase II, holoenzyme. Gene Ontology annotation, molecular function: RNA polymerase II complex binding. The transcript has 7 exons. NCBI's taxonomy places the organism in Eukaryota, Metazoa, Chordata, Actinopteri, Perciformes, Bathydraconidae. Gene Ontology annotation, biological process: mRNA 3'-end processing. The record is from RefSeq and is a predicted model, not a curated record.
ACAGCUGCCGUGCGGAAGCAGCUCCUGCAGGCUGCUGUGGUUUAGCCCCGAGCUAACCAGCAGGCAGCCAGCCUACACUACUGGGAGCACGGCUGCAGCUAGUUACCAUUUAUAACCAGUCUUUACGUAUAACAUGCAAUCUGUAGGGCUUACAUUUCUAACGCUACUGGCUAACUUGCAGUAGAUAACACAUCUGGGAGAACCCUGAAGGCUGCCUCGUUCUACCUACGACCGUGUCAAAAUGUCAGCUUUCUCUGAGGCAGCUUUAGAAAAGAAACUGUCUGAGCUCAGCAACUCACAACAAAGUGUGCAGACGCUGUCGUUGUGGCUCAUUCAUCAUAGAAAACACUCAAGGACCAUUGUCAGUGUUUGGAUCAACGAACUGAAAAAAGCUCCGUUAUCACGCAAGCUGACCUUCCUUUACUUGGCCAAUGACGUCAUUCAGAACAGCAAGAAGAAAGGACCAGAGUUCACUCAGGACUUUGCUCCGGUCAUCGUUGAGGCAUUCAAACAUGUAAACAGAGAUGGAGAGGAGGGCUGUAAGAAACAGUUGGGUCGGGUCUUGUCCAUCUGGCAGGAGCGAGCUGUGUACGAGAACAUCCUGCUGGAUCAGCUCUCACAAGUCCUCUAUGGCGCGAAGAAGGCUAAGAAGAGGUCGUAUGAGGAGAUCCGACCCGCUGAUGAGGACUUUGCUUCUCAGAGUUCCCCCACCGAGCCCCCACAGACAGCAGAGUUAAUCCGAGCCCUGCAGGAGCUGGAAAAUGCAGCUUCUGGCGACUCCGUGCUGUGUCAGCGAAUCUCCUCCCUUCCUGCUGAGGUGCACGACAUGUCGCUACUUCACAGUAUAACAGAUAAGGAGUCAGGAGAGCGGCUCUCCCGGCUGGUGGAGGAGGCCUGCAUGCUGCUAGCAGACUACAGCGGCCGCCUGGCUGCAGAGAUUGAUGACAGGAGGCAGCUCACACGCACACUAAUGGUCUUCCUUCAAAGCCAGAAGGACGGCCUGACCCAGAACGAGCAGAAACUUGAAGAAUACAAACGCAAACUGGCGAGGGUGACCCAGGUUCGGAAGGAGCUGCGAUCGCGUCUGAACAAUCUUCCAUGACGACUCCACAUCUCUUGACUGACUGAAGUUUCUCCUUCUGGCCACAUACUGGUGGCCUCCUGCUACUGAAACAUCUCACCGAACUCCUAAAUAUUUGACUAUAAUCCUCUGUUCUUAUUUUUGGAAAGUGUGAUGAAAGAGGGUUUUUCCCAUUAUGUCUUUAACACAUUAUUCAUCCAUAUGGCUUCAAAUAACAGAAAUGUCUUAUUUUCUGUGAGCUCAUCUCUUUGUGCCGUAUUUUAUCAGUACAUUUUGAUUCAUUGCCAUCAGGCCCUUCAUGCUUUGGCCCCUAUAUUUCACAGCUUUAAAGUGGCAUGGGUGACGCUGGUGUGAUAUUUUUGUAUUUAUGGUGACUGAAGAUAAUGCACCAGAGAAUAUCCCUUUAGUGUGUCCUUUAUAAUAAUUUCUGAUCUUUUGGACAACUGUCAUCAUUUUCUUUUACUAUAUCUGUAAAUGAAUCUGUCUUUCUCUUGGUUAUAGAUCGGUGUUUUAUGGAGUGCGAUAAAAGAAAAGUACUAGUAGUAGGAAACCAUAUUGUGAAGCUGAGUAGUAAGCCAUGUCCCUGAAAACAAACCAAAUUGUUUAAUUAUCAUUUACAUGAUGCUUCUUUGUGACAAGAAUCAUUUAUGGAUCAGUGUACAAAUUCACAUUGGCAUUUCAAUGAUGGGAGUUAUACCUGUAAUUGAUGGUGAAAUGGUCAUCAAAAUACAUUACUGAAGUUUCUCUUUACAUCUUUAUUGUUGCUCAGACCUCCAUUGUCCUGAAAGAAGGAGUCUGUUGUCUUGGUUACUGUAUCAUACUGCUUCAUAGAUGUAUCCUUAAGUCCACACUGAAUGCUGUGCAUAUGCCUCACACAGCUUGAUAGGUGCCCAAAGCCAGACUUAAGCUGUUUGUUUUUGUACAUAUGAAGCAAAUUCUUCUUAGAACCAAAUAAACAGAAAAUGUAAAAUCUU